AUGGCGCUUUGCCGCCGGCUCUCCGGGGACCGAGAAGGGCAGCUUUACUUUACAGCCCGCUGCGAGCCCCGGCACUUGCUGUGCCGUUCCGUUCCCAUUGGUCGUGCGGCCGACAGGGAGCGACGGGAGGCGGAGGGGGAGCUACCAGCAGCAGGCAGGCACCGAGCGAGCGCAUACACACACGCGCGGCAGGCAGAGGCUGCGAGGCGGCGGGAGGAGCGAGGCGGGCACGAUCCAGGCGUAGGGGAGGCAGCCAGCCAGCCGAGGGGAGCCGCCGCACCGGCCUCGCAGCAGCAGCGACUACUUCUUUCUUAUCUCCCAGCCUUUUGUUCGCCCAUCCUCCUCCUCCUCCUCUUCCCUGCCCACUCUCUGCACCGCGGAGGGGGCUCGGCAGAGAGAGAAAAGCAGCCUGACCCAGAGCUGAGUUUCACCCAUCCUCCGCCCCCCCUCUUUCUCCUCUCCUCGUCUCUUCUCUUCCCCCGCUGCAUCGCUGCCCAUGAGCUAGAGCGGCAGCCGGCAGCCAGCGCCGCGGCAGCCGGCUCCGGCAGGCGGGGGCAGUCGCCGUCGCAGCCCCCAGUAGCUGCCGCUGCUCCCCUCGCUGCUUCCUCGCCCCACUUCGCGGGCUCCAGCCGCGCUUCGGGACUGCCGGGGGACGCCCUGCCGCCGCCCCUCCUCGCCUCCAUGUGCCGGGUAGCGGGAGCGCCGCCGCGGAUCCUGCCGCCGCUAGCGCUGAUGCUGCUGGCGGCCCUGCAGCAGGCACCGAUAAAAGCAACCUGUGAAGAUACAUCCUGCAAGACUGGAUUUCCUGAAGAUGUUCACAGUGCAGUGGUGUCGAGAAGUGUGCAUGGAGGACAGCCUCUCUUCAAUGCCCCAUCCAAGCAUAGCGGUGAAUUGUGCUGGUGGUUCUUAGCUGGGUUGCAGAUGCUGGCGAGCAAUCCCAUUAACCCUGCAUCCCGGCUGCCGAUAAUCCCGGAGAACCAGGGCACCGGUGCUGCCCGCAGCUGCCAUCCCUGCCUGCUGCUGGGCACUGAUGCUCCGGGCAGAAGAGCAGCACAGUGUGGCACAUGUUUUGUCAACUAG
Molecule: messenger RNA, 1080 nt
Organism: Calypte anna (Anna's hummingbird)
Lineage: Eukaryota; Metazoa; Chordata; Aves; Apodiformes; Trochilidae
Exons: 6
Coding region: 1-1080 (359 amino acids)
Source: RefSeq, a predicted model, not a curated record